CUGGGCGGUGUCCGCCCGGCCCUGCCCCCGCGCCGCCAACCUGACGGCUGCAGGAUGUGGCCGCUCGGUGACGUCAGGCCCAGAUGUUCCCCCCAGGCCACGCCCCGCGGGGCUCCGGGCCGCUCCGAGCCGCGAUAACGGGCAGAGCUGAUCCCGCUGUCACCGCGCCAUGCACCCAACGGGGAACGAGCGUCGGUAUCGUGUGACAUGCUCGAAAAUCCAGCGUUAAUUCACGCUCCAAGCAACAGGCUGCCGGGAUCUAUCUGCUCAUCUUUUCCCUCUUUCAUUGGACUUCAGCGCUUUUCUGAUCGAGAGACAAGCUGGGCGUGAUCGUCACGAGCAGAGCGCGCUUCUGAUGGCUGCGGGAGCAGGCUGGACUUGGGAGAGAGCUUCAGAAAUAAGGAACGGGCUGCUUGCGUAACCUUUGUGUUUGUCUGUUUGUUUUAAAGAAGGAAAAGUGCUUUUUUCUCACCUCUUCACUUUGGAUUUCUUUUUGAACUUAUGAAAAAUGGCAACGGCAGCAUACGUGGAUCAUUUUGCAGCAGAAUGCCUUGUUUCUAUGUCCAGUCGUGCUAUUAUCCAUAGUCCCAAAGGGGAGACCGAGCCUCAGCCUGAUGCCACAACGCGUCCUUCGUCGAAUGGAGAAGAGAAGUGGGAAGUCAGAGAGACCGGGAAGGACAAUGGAUCGUCGCUGAUGGUGGUAGCCAGCAUUUUAGCAGAUCUGAACCAGCACGUCCCAAACUCACCCGCUCUCAAAAGGGAAAAAACAGAGACCUUCGAUAUCACAGAAAAAAUACACAUUUCUAUCGCUCCUAAGGAGUUUGGGGAAGAAAGUGUGUCUUCGGCUAGUAAGCGUGGAGGAGGAAAAGCAACCACACCUACUAGCCUGGCUGCAGUAACUGAGCCAAGCCCAAGACAAAAGAACAAACGCGGGAGAAGCUGGACUGACCCUGGAUCACCCCAGAAAAAGCACAAAUGCCACUAUGUGGGGUGUGAAAAAGUUUAUGGCAAAUCUUCCCACCUUAAAGCUCACCUAAGGACCCACACAGGUUAGUUGCAACCCAGCCGGAGAUUUAAUUGUUACAGCUUGGUAAUUAAAUGAGUGUUGAAAAACAAACAAACAAAAAAACAAACCCAAAACCGAACCUGUAUUUGGCCACCAUUACGUUUUCACUUUUCAGUACUCAAGCUUGGAAAAACCUACCAAAAAAAAAAACCAAAAAAAACCCAAACAAGCAAACAAAAUGUCCUCUGGGAAUAAGCCCUUACAGGGCAGUGGUUCAAAGCUAUGCUGCCCUUUUUAUUACUUAAUAUCACAGGGUACGGAGCAUUUGUCGUCUGUGUGGAUCCUACCAAGCUGUAAUUUUUAGCUGCUAGCCGCUUUCUUCGGUGCAUCUUCUACUUCCCUUUCCAAUGCUUCUUACCCUCCCCCACCUACUUUUUCCUGCCCUGUUUUUCCAUCGCUGCCUUUAUACCUGUUUAUUGCUUCCCAUACAAGCAUCAAUACCCUUAAUUCUUUAAAAUUAAAUGUUCUAGAGGCACCCAAA
Molecule: messenger RNA, 1547 nt
Organism: Coturnix japonica (Japanese quail)
Lineage: Eukaryota; Metazoa; Chordata; Aves; Galliformes; Phasianidae
Source: RefSeq, a predicted model, not a curated record